Messenger RNA from Poecilia latipinna (sailfin molly), 2401 nucleotides. RefSeq names its product tomoregulin-1-like. Gene Ontology annotation, cellular component: plasma membrane. NCBI's taxonomy places the organism in Eukaryota, Metazoa, Chordata, Actinopteri, Cyprinodontiformes, Poeciliidae. The transcript is spliced from 8 exons. Gene Ontology annotation, molecular function: protein binding. Bases 802 to 1674 code for a protein of 290 amino acids. The record is from RefSeq and is a predicted model, not a curated record.
GGGUCCGUUUUGGUUUCAGACUCGGUCCGGAGGCAGUUUUACCUUUUCCACCUACAGGAAGAUGAAACUCCCCACCUGCAGGAUUAAAACGUCACUAAUUAACCCCAAUUUGUUGUGAUUAUUAUGGGAUGUGCUGCUUCUGAGUGGGGCUGUGGGAUCGUCUCUGUGGGAGUGGUCUCCUGCAGGUCACAUGGUCCGGGCCUUUGUUGAUGUGAUCCGGGGGAGAAAGAACAGGAGCACGGAGAGAAAAGAAAGAAAAGUACCGGUCCGACUCCGACCCACCGAGCCUUUCCGCCCAGCCUCCCCGGCGCACAGACGCUCCUGCUCGGCCUGGAUGCUGCAGCUGCGGCCCCUCCGGAGCUCCACCUGGAUCGGUAGUUCCGCGGCGCCCCGCGGUCGGUUCUUCUCCCCGCCGGUUUGAGCGCUUGGCAGCGGGGGCUGGGGGAUGGAGGCUGUGUCCGGGCUGUGAGGUGUGGGGGUCGGUGUGUGCAGCCCCCCGGGCCCUCUGCUGCUUUGUUAUCCCUCCUCCCGGCUUUCUCCUCGGCUUUUCCAGCCUAUUUCCUCUGUAAGUGAUUCUCCUGGAAGCCCAGAGGAGUUUCAGGAGGACGCAUGGACACAAAGAGGAUUUAAGGAUUUUAUUUUUUGGCUGAUCUCUCUUUCUCUCAUUCCGGAUCAGUUUAGAAGAAGAAGGAGCCAGAAAAACCCAGAUUCCUUCUUUUCACCCAUUUUUUCCUCAAACCUCCAUUCAGCUGCAUCUCUCCGUUACCCCCAGCCCCCUCCACUCCUCUCUGUCCGUCCAUCAUGGCUCCUCUGCGCCGGGUCUCCUGGUUCUGCUGCCUGCUGGUUCUGCUGGGUCUCCCCGCAGCCCGGAGCUCGUUCCCCCGCAGCGGAGGAGGCGGCAGCCCGGACUGCGGCCCCGGGAAGGCCGCGGAGUGUCCAGAUUUGUCGGAUAAGAAGAGCGAUCUGCGCGUGUGCGACGCCGGAACGUGUCGCUUCGGAGGAACCUGCCGCGAAAACGGUGCCGACAUCAAAUGUGUCUGUCAGUUCCACUGCAAUAAGAAGUACGUUCCCGUGUGCGGCUCCAACGGAGACACGUACCAGAACGAGUGCUUCCUCCGCAGAGCCGCCUGCAAGAAGCAGAGAGCCAUCAGCAUUGUGUCGGAGGGAGCCUGUUACCACGGUAACACUCAUCCUCUCACAUCCACGUCCUGCCUCAAGCAGCUCAAGAUCGACAUCAAACAUGUUGGCCGUUGCCAAGAUAAAAGCAGGAAAGACGACGGCUCCAAGGGGAAACCAGACAUCUACGCGGCGUCCAAGCCUGACGAGGGGAACGGCUUCCUGGACGGCGCUCUGCCCUGCCCUGAAGACGACGCUGAGACCUGCCAACACGGCCAGUGUGAGAUGAGACUCAACCUGCCCACCUGCAGGUGUGACGCUGCGUACGGCGGCCCCCGGUGCGACCAGCUGCUGGACUUUAACAUCCUGUAUGUGGUCCCCAGCGGCCAGAAGCUGCACUACGUUCUCAUUGCUGCCAUCAUCGGAGCCGUCCAGAUCGCCGUCAUCGUUGCCGUGGUGAUGUGCUUCACCAGGAGGUGCAACAAGUCGAAGCGUGGCCGCAGACAGAAGCAGCAUCUGGGCCACUUCCCGUCGGGAACGUCUUCUCGGAUGAUGUAGCCGCCGUCCGUUUUUCCCUCCUCAUGUUUUUAUAUAAAUCCAACUGCUCCGGUUUUCGUAUCACACAGACUGCAGUUUUAUAUCGACUUCCUGGUGCCUCUUUUAUUAUUUCCCCCUUUUUUAAAGUAUUUUAUUUCUGAUUUCUUAGAGGGGCCUUAUUUGUCAGACUUCCCUUUAUGUUUUGUGUGGAUCAGUUUGUCUGUCCAGCUGCUUUCUGAACACUGUGGAUCCAACAGGAAGCAGAACCUUUAUUUAUCUGAUUGUAUCGUUGCUGCAGCGCCACCUUCAGGCUGGUGUCAUGCAGGUUGUUUUUGUUCUCACCCUGUGGGACGCAGCCCGACUCUGUUUUACUGUUUGCUUUGGUUUUAAACCAGAAUCUUGUUUCAUACGUCAUCCGGUUAAAUCUGAAAUAUUCUGGAUGCUUCAACAUUCGAUCGGUUCUGUUGCUGCUGCAUUGUGUCUCUUCCUGCAGGUGAUUUUCUGAAGCUGCAGCCUUCAGGUCGGAUAUUUAACAUUCCAACAUCUGAUUCAAGAGCAGUUUUAUUAUGAUGACAUCAUUUCUGUUUUCAUUUUUAAAAUCCAUCCAUCACCUCAUCGGAUGAUCCAUGUUAGGAAUGAACUGACCAGCUGACACCGAUUUUAGUUUCUUUGACUGAUUUCAACAUUUUUAAGGGCAAAACAUGAAGGAUAAAGAAAGAUGGAGGUUAUUUUACAUGAUGUUGAUCUU